Messenger RNA from Rhizophagus irregularis DAOM 181602=DAOM 197198, 1449 nucleotides. Lineage: Eukaryota; Fungi; Glomeromycota; Glomeromycetes; Glomerales; Glomeraceae. The record is from RefSeq and is a predicted model, not a curated record.
UUGGCGAGUCGUUUCCUUUGGGGUUAGAUUUUUUGGUUUAGAUAAUUGCUCUUUUUUUUGUAAAUCAAUAACUGUAACUGUAUGAUCUCGGACUUCGUCUAUGUUAAACUACCUAAAAGGAUCCUGGAAUGGAAACAUCAACUUCUUCAAAAACUAUUAAUCCAAGAAUUUCUUUUCCAAUUUGUAUUGAUCACGAAAGACAAACACUAGUUCCUCAGUACAUACAUCCAACUAUAACUUCUAAUAUUGAUUUGCAUACACCUCGUAAUGUACUAAUUAAUCCUAAGACAGGCCAGGAGGAAAGAUUUAGGGAAAAAUGGAGCGAAAAAGAAAAUAUUUUAUUUUUUGAAUAUUUAUCAGCAAAUUUUUAUCAAUGGCAAUUUCAUAAAGGAGAAUUUUAUAAAUGGUUGAGUAAUAAUGUGUUUAGGAAGUAUAGUCAUAAACAAAUUGAAACUAGAUGGAGUCAGAUAUGUGCCAGGUACAAUAAGGUUGUAAAAGAACAACAAAAAGGAAUAAAAAACGAAUGGAUUUACUUUGAUAAGGUGCAAGAAAUAAUGGCUAGACAAAAUUUGUUUAAUCAAUUUGAAAAUGAUGGUGGUGAUGAUGAUGAUGAUGAUGAAAAUAAUGAUAUAGAAGAGGAGGAUUCAGAUCAAAUACAUGAAAGCAUUCUAGGUGAAAGGACUUCUGAUGAAAAUGAAGAUGAUAAAGAAAUUGAUAAUAAUUCACAUGAUGAAUAUAAUAAACGAUCUGUUAAAGAUGGCAAGUUGUCUUAUACAAGAAACAAAACAUAUGUUAAAGAACUUUGGACAUUUGAAGAAAAAAUUUUAUUAUUAAAUAUAAUCAAAGAAUAUAUUGAUGAGUUUUUACAAAAUCGGGUAAAAUUAUUAAAAUGGAUUUCUAAAAAUCAUUUACCAAAAUUUCAUUGGAAAACAAUAAGAAAUAAAUUGUGUAAUUUAUUGCCAAAUUAUACAAAUAAAAAAGCUCGAUUGAAAAAAAAAAAUAUAACUGAACAAGAUCUUGAAUUAUGGACAAGAAUAGAUGAUUUUUUUCAGUUCUUGAAUAAUAAAAAAAAUGAAAUGAAGCCUAAGAGCAGCAAAAAAAAGUAUAAUUAUUAUAAAAAGCAUCAGAGAAUGGCAAAAAAUGAAAGGAAGAGAAAUCCCAAAACCGAUCUGACGCCUUUCACAUUAAAAUAUCAUCAUGGAAUUUCUUAUGAGGACCAAAAAUUAUUGAAAUAUGGACAUUCACUAUUAAAAUAUGCCGAUGAAAAUACGAGUGAAAUAAAUGAAAUAAGUGAGAUUAUAGGAAUAACGAGGUGGCCUGAAAGAUUGGAAUUAUUGAAAGUGUAAGUAAUAUGAAUUUCGGUUAGAUUAUUUUCUUUGUCUUAUUUUUUUUAUUUUAACGCUUCCUUUAAAUGAUAUUUUCUAAGAAUUCCACCAAAAUAUGUAAAUA